GAUAAGUCCACUUCCUAUCACAUUGUUUUCCAAGCAAACAAAUUUAGAAGGGAUGUUUCUGUGAGGUAUUAUUCUCUCUAAUCUACUUUGAAAAUGAUUAAAGCAGACGGGAUUUGACAUGUGAAGCUGUGACAGGUCUAUGCUGAAUUGUGAGGAUUGUGUGGUCGGCAGUGAUCUGCCGCCAUGUCCAUACAGGAUCGAGUGGCGCGGAUAUACUACACUCAUGGAUUGUUCUGUGCCAGUCACCCGUACUCCAUCCUCUGUCUGGUCAUCACACUCAUGCUCAUCACAUUUCUGCCGUUACUGUAUGUUCCGUUGCCAGGAAAUGUACCGUUGGAGUACAGUGUGCCCCUGAGGGAAGACAUUUCCCCUGCAGAUUCUGUCCCACCCAGUCCAAAAGAUACCAACAAUGAGGGCGAGCUGAAACCUAGAUGGCUAAGAGGACCACCAGUUGGGUACGUACAGCAGAUUACAGUUCGGGCGGCAGUGUAUCCAUGGGCGUCCGACUUCCUUGCCCCAAUGGAUGCUUUCCGUACCCCACUGAGUAAGGUGUUUGACGUCAUACAACAACUGGACAGCUUCAUAUUCUCUGAUAAUGGGAAAGAUUUGUCCUUGGCUGACGUAUGUCUGCGUGUAUCUGAGACAGUGAAAAGUAGGAAAGUAAAGGAGAUACUCCCGGAGUAUGUUUGUCUGGAGGUGUCGCCCGCUAACUUCUGGGGCCGUAACAGAGAGAGAUUUAUGUCAGACGGGGAUAUCCUAAGAACAAUUUUUCAGAAACGUGGACAAACACUGGACACAUCCCCUUACCUACGAGAUAUUUUGUUGGGAGUACCUUACAAGAAUUCUGGCGUGUCAAGAUAUUUCAUCAGGAAUCAACAAAGAACAAUAUCAUUUGCUGUCACCAUUGUGUUGAAGAAAAAUAAUCAAAAGUUUAUUGAUGCCUUGAAGAACAAACUUGUGCUGGCGUUCCCAGAUACUGUGAAGAAUGUGAACAAUACAAAUCCGGAACAACUUGUACAUGUACACUACAAGGAGAACCGAAUUCUCCUCGAAUACAAACCUCUCAUCCUGACCUACAUCGCCCUGGCCAUGUAUCUCUACUUCUCUGUCCGAAAGAUUGAGAUGGUGAAGUCUAAGUGGGGUUUGGCUGUCAGUGCAGUGGUGACCAUUGUAUCAUCUCUUCUCAGUUCUGUCAGCAUCUGUACCGUGUUCGGACUUACACCAACACUCAACGGAGGCGAGAUUUUCCCCUACCUCGUUGUACUGAUCGGUGUGGAGAAUGUGAUGGUUAUUACCAAAUCUGUUGUGUCCACUCCAGUCAACCUAGAGGUCAAACAUAGGAUUGCCCAAGGUAUCAGUAAGGAGGGCUGGUCCAUCACUAAAAACCUGGCAACAGAACUUAUGAUCGUAAUUUGUGGCUUUUUCACCUUUGUACCAGAAAUACAGGAAUUUGCAUUAUUUGCCCUGGUGGGUCUCCUCACAGAUUUCUUCCUCCAGAUCGUCUUCUUUGUGACAGUGUUAUCGGUGGACAUCAGGAGGAUGGAGCUGUCUGACCUUAAUAAACAGCCGCUGAACUCGUCUGUGAGUACGAUGACUGAGAACAAACAGUAUGAGCCUCUGAUCCGAUGUCCAGUGAAGGCUUAUAUGGGGGACGCGAGUCACCCACACAUACAGAGAACUCCCAGUACACCAUCUACACAAGAUCCUCCAAGGUCUCCUCCUAUCACACCCAGAGAAAUCGACCAGUUCUUUGAAAAUGCAGCAAUUAACAUCCAGUCACGUCGCCUGAGACUGCUGUACUUCUGGGCCAGCACACGCAUGGUACAGAGGAUGAUCAUGGUAUGUACAAUCAUUUGGAUCUCACUCAUCGUCUAUAAAUCAGGCCUGGUAGAACACCUCACUAAUUCAACAUCAGUUAUCAACCUGACAUCAGCAUCAUAUGAAAGCCUGGAUAAAGGGAGAUUACCCAGUCAACAUCACCAACAACCAAAUGGCCACCAAAGGGAGGAUGCUGGGAUUGGGUGGUCAUGGCGACCGGGCGAGGAAGAGGACACACGUCCUGUUGAGCACACACAGUUUGAUUUGUGGAGACAGUUGAACUACAAACACUGGCCGUCUCUGUUUGGCUACUAUAACAUUACACUGUAUGGAAAAUUCAUCAGCAUUCUACCCACAAUUCACCUCUCUGUGAUAGUGGACCCACAGGAAGCCAUCACCAUGCGUCAUCCAUCAGACCAGGAUGGUAGUCCUUCUAAGCCAAUCAUUCCACAGUUCGACAAAUCUCAAGAAUCGUCUUCUUUACCUGUAGACAAAAGUGAGGUACCAGAUGAUCUCUCAGCCUGGUAUUUACACAACUAUGCAGACACAGAACACAUCAAACAGCUUUAUCCUAAAUCUUACCGCGAGGUCAUCAUCACAGUAUUUAUAAUCAUUCUCGGCUUCAUCUGCAUCAGUUACUUCAUCGCUGCAUGUUACCACAAAUUAUGUCCUCGAGACUAUGGACGCCGAAAGUCUAAGAGCAAGCAGAGAAAGAAGGGCAUGUACUAUAAACAAAUUAAGGAGUCUGUCCCCAAGGUUCUACACGGACAUGUACAGGAGAUAGAGUGUGUUGUGACAGAUGGUCACUUUAUCAUCAGCUCCUGUCUGGGAGGUCAGAUCCGUGUUUGGGACUCCGUGUCAGGGGACUGCCUGAUGUCAAUCAUUAGAAAAAGUGCUACUCCACCUGUGAAGAGGAAGCCUUGUGUUGGUCGUAACAUUGAAGACAGCGAUGCUGAUUUAUAUGAUGAAUACCAUGGCGACAGCAGUAUGGUAUCCAUGGAUACAUCUCUACAUCAGCAGGAGGGAGGCAACAUCAGUGGAGGACCCCGUCUCCGUGGUCGUAGUAAUGCCAAACAACCGGGCGAUGUGUGUCGUAGAAAUAUUUUUAAUUUUGAACCUGAUUUAAACAGUACUAUAGAAACAGACUUUACAGCAUUAAACUCACAGGAAAAUGUACAAAUACCUAAGGGAGAUCACUCUAAUUUAAGUUCUGUUUCAUCUGUAACUUCACCUGGAAGUCUCGAUAGUUCAUCCCCGUUGUCUCCCGGGGGUGAUGCCCCUGUGUAUACCCCCUCCCCUGGGGGUGGAGGGGCUGGCAGUGUUAACACUGGACAAGCCUUUGACUUCAGCAGUAGGUUUGACCCUAUCUACCGGGAUCAUAGACAGUUAGUGAUGGAGAGUCGGGCAGGAAUGGCUGUCAACAAUUCACAGAUGUGGGAGGAUAGUCGAGCGCGUAGCUGGAGUGCAGGUGACCUUCCCCUUACUCAGCAGCAUGAUGCCGUUCUAUUUGACACUGGUUUCCAGGACAACCAGGCUCCUUCUGUGUGGUGUAUGACAUGUAAUGAUGGCCUAAUUAUCGCAGGCUGUGGUAACGGACGAAUAGAGUUUUGGGAUGGAGGGUCAGGAACACUCAAAUGUCUGUAUGGUGACAACAAGGAAGGUGUGACAGCGCUCUGUUUCAUCAGAAAUCGGGUUGUUGCUGCACGACUGGAUGGUACUAUUGACUUCCUGGAGAUGGAAACAUUCCAGAACCCUGUCCAACCUCCACAUAACCCUCCACCAAGCAGCCCAGCCAAGGGACAUGUCCGUAAUUAUAGCCAGUCCCACAUCAAUCCUAGUCCCAAUAAGAAACCUGGACACGUCCGUAAUCAUAGCCAUACCUACGCCCCACCCACCAUCAGCCACGCCUUCCCAGUCCCCACCAGUAUGAGAAAGUGGGAGGAGAUCAUUCAUGUCACUCAAAUCCAAAGAAUCAAAGCCCACCAACAACCGAUUAUCUCGCUUCAGUGUCAAGGAGGGCGUGUUGUGUCUGCUAGCUCUGACCACACCCUGAAGGUAUUCAAGCUGGAGAGCUGCCUUACCCUCUACACACUUCAUGGACAUGAGGAUAAAAUUACUGUGUUAUAUCUCGAUAAGUUACCACCGUAUGCAGCAGCAAGUGGUGACGCAGACGGUACUGUCCGACUUUGGGACCUUCCCACUGGGUCAUGUAUACACAAGGUUAAAGGUCAUGAAGGCAGUGUGGUAGCUUUGACCUGUACUACCAGAUAUGUGAUAAGUUCAGGACUGGAUGAUACGUUGAUCAUCUGGGACCGUAGCAAAGGAAACAUCCUCCACAAUCUCAGUAUGGACCCAUGUGGUAACAACAGUUUGUCUCUUCUCAACAACAAUUUACUAGUAACAGGGGGUCAGGGUUGUAUCAAUCUGAUAGACGUGAGUAAGGGCGAUGUUCUACGUACAGUGUAUCUUAGCGACUCGGAGAGGAUGGCAUUUGUAAAUCAGAUAAAGGUAGUCGACAAUACAGUGAUUGUGUGUGAUUAUGCCAGCGAGAUGAAGGUCAUACACUUUCCUACAGUACUGGAGAAGGCCGAGUAGGAAAGGAGGAUUUAGUACGGCUUGGAAGAAGGAACACUGAAACGAAAUGAAAAAGCAGCUAGAUAUCACCUACCUAUUGUAUUGGAGAUUGUAGCGUCACAUGGCAGCCAAAUCAUCUACUCAUUCGGAAAAAAAUGCAUCUCUAAGUUUUCAUUUUACAUUUCGUGCCUAAUCUUAAUGCUCCUUUCAAUAGAAUAUAUUUAAAGAACACUUCCUAUAGAUUACUGUAUUUGGAGAUCCUAGCACUGAUAUCACUCAACUUUUAUAACCCAAAUUAGGUUUCAGCUUUUUCUGAACUGUUUCGGGUAAAUUCGGGAUUUCUUAAUAAUAUAGAUAUUUUAGUAUUACCGUUAUAAACAUUUGUAGAAAUACAAAUCAACGAUAUCUCACUAACCAUUCCUAAUCUGAAAUCUUUUAUAAGCAUCAUGAUAAUUUUAUUACUGGUUGCUAAAAAAUAUGACCCUUUUAAAGAAAAUUUCAAGUGGGUUUGUUUGGUGUUUUUUUCCCAGUUAAACAAGAUAGAAAUAUAGAAAAUGAUAUCCACUACAUGUAUUUAAGUAUAAUCUUCAAAUAAGUAUCGUAAUAUCCUGUGUAUUGCCCAUACCAGUGCCUGCAGUAUCUAGAAUAAGGCAUUUUAAAGCAUUUUGUCAAGUAAAUUUCAGAUAUCCCGCCCUGGCAGACUACUGUGUAAUAAGACAAUUAAAAUCAUAUGCAUCUACAUGUAAAUAGGAUGUUGUGUUUUAGUUUGGACCUUCAUGGCCGUGCAAAUUGAACAAUAGAUUGUUUUUUCCCUUUCAGACAUUUAUUGUGUAGACCAGGAAACAAGUACAUGUAGCAAUGUAUAACCCAGAUUUUUCUUCAUAUAUGGAAAAAAAAAAAUCCCACAGAUAGCCUGUUCGUGGAGUUAGUAGCCCACUCCGGUAGUAAGUCAUCAAAAGACAUCUCCAGAUGUAAAAAAUUGUAAAGCCUGCAGGUUCUGCGCAGGUAAUUACGGUAAUGAGUUUCGCCCAGAAGUGUUUCAAUUAAAUCAGAUCAAAUUCAUAAGUUGUGAUAUCUAUGGCAAGUUUUUGUGAAGAACUAUUUUCACUUUUGAAUUUUCCUCCCCAGAGUAAUAAAUUCACUGAUGUACAAAGGAAAAGGUGUUUAUUGCGGUCUUAGAAUUCCAUCAAAUCAGUGUUGACAUUUUGAAUAUUUAUAAACUGUACAUAAUCAUGUAUUUACAAUUUUUUACCGAGUGAAUUUCUAUGUACAUACUGUAUAUAUAUUUAUAGAUAGAAAAAAAUAAAAGCUUUCUGCGGUUACCUUGAAGUCAAGUUUCGACGGCAAAAUAUAGCUAAAUUGAAAAAAGUCAAUGUUGUGGUUUUUAGGUUUACGUCUGGGUAUCCAAAGCUUUGAUGGUUUAAUGUAUAUCGGUAAAAAAUACAAAAGAUAAAGAUUGAUGAGGUAGCCCCAGAAAGCUGGUUACAUGAAUGGUGCUGCUAGGUCACUAGAUGUACAUUUGGCUACAGGUAGUUUGUGAUGUUGUGGAUUUUUGUGCUUUCUAUUAAUGUAAUGUAAAAGUCAGUUGGCCGUCCUUCAAGAUCAAACAUGUCCAUGUUCCCCCUUUUCCUGAUAUUUUGUAAAUUUUCUUACUGAGUUUAUCCAAAUUUCCACCAAAUCUUUGUAAAUACUUGGUACAUUGUACACAAUAAUGUUAUUGAUUAUAAAACUGUGCUAUUGAAUGUGCAAUUUCCAGAUAAAAGUCUGUAGCAUAAUGUGUAUUAGGUUUUAUUAGAAAUGUGUACCGGAAGGUUUAGCUCGUGGAUUUAACACUUGUACAGAACAAUGUAUAUAUUGUCUUGUCAUCCUGAUCGAUUGCAGAUGCUUUUUAACAAAUGACAAAGAACAUGGAUAUUUAAUGGCCAAAUAGUGUUUGUUUACAAAUUUUGUAUUUCUCCAUCAUGGAAUGUUUGUACUGCCCCCAAGACCGAUAAAUUUAGUAAGUUUUGUGAAAAAGACAUUCAUAUAUUUUCAUAACAAAGAGACACACCUUUUAAAGUUACAUGCUUUCAUUGAUCAAUCUAUUUAACAAACAUUGCUUAUUUGAUCAGAAAUCAUAUCUCCAUUAGCUGUCUAAAAAUUUACAGUGUAGGGUCCAGAAUCUAAAAUUAAAAUAUUUAACUUUAUUUCAUUUAAAAAUGUUCAUUGCCACACAUGAAGUUUUUAUUAACAUAUAUACUAACCAACCUGAUUAAACUCCUUCAUGAUAUCAUGAAAACAUAACCUGUUAGCAUAGUUAAAUGAUUCGUAUUGUUUGUUUUCCUUUUCUUGAGACUGUAUUUUUUGCCACAGACAUCGUUACCUUUCUAUUAAGUAUAUUUUUUGUGUGUGUGCUUUGAUUUGAAGGUCACAGGCAGCUAAGUAUUAUUUAUUAAAUGUCAAAAAGGACAUCUUUCAUUUUCGUAUUUAAUAAUUUUGGCUUUGUUUUUUCUGGCCAUUCUCAUAUCAUAUGUGAAAAGGUGUGAUUUUAUAUCCCGAUUGCAAUGAACAUUGUGGAUAGAAUAUAUUGAAUACUGAUUAAUUGAAUUGGUGAGAGUUCAACAGUGUAUUGUACAAGACAUAGAACAAUUAUCUUACAUCAAACAUUUAUUAUGUAUAUGUUACUAAACUGUUGCCUGUUGGUUUAAUUUGAUGUGUGUACAUGUUGGUCAUAACCUGUACAAUGUUGUCUGUUUGAAAAUUUAUUGUUUUACCAAGUUGUAUUUUGUGAAGUAUAUUGUUAAGGAUGAAUUGUUUGUGUUGAGUGAUUUUAGGAAAAGAUAUGUUUUGUGUUUCGAUGGACAGCAGUUGAUCAAUUCCUUUACAAGCAAAUAUAUAGAUUUAGGGAUUAAGUGAAGUUAAUACAAUAUUGAAAAAAUCUUGGUCGUAGAAAAUAUGUCCAACCUAUGACCUAAGUCAGAGAAUUAUUAUAAAGUUUUCAACUGAAGUCGAUUGACCUUAUGAAAUCGGCCAUUUAGAUCAAGGUUAUAGGAUCACAGUAAAUAAACUUGGGAUGUCAGAACCUUUUUCUGUCCCAACAUUUGUGUUGCAAUCGAAAGUUUAUAAUAAUGAUAAGUGCUAAUUAAUACUGACACAUUUAAUAAAUAAUUUUAUGAACAAAAUCCAAACCCCAUCUUCCAAUGAUUAAUGUCUGCAUAGGAGCUAGUCACUGAGAGAUGGUGAUUUUGUGUUAUUAAGCUUUAAAUCUUCACUAAGAUUAUAUUGAUAUUCAAACGAAAACCCACCUAAAUCUCUUAUUGUAAAGUUAUUUAUAACAGGGAACAAAGAAACAUAACUGUAUUUAGAUACUUUUUGAUGAUUCUGUCUGUUAAAAGGAAUUUCUCUUGAUACAUCAUUGAUUUUCUAUGAAGAUUGACAGAUGUUAGAUAUUUUGUUAAUGAUAAAUUGAAGCUUCACCUUAGCAAAUUGUGUUUAGUAAUAGAUUAUGGAUAGUUUAUGAUAACUUUUAAUUUGAUUCUCUUAAAAAAACCAAAUUAAUUACAUUGCGUGCUAUUAGUAGAUUAGUUUUGAAUAUAAAGGCAGGAGUGGUCGUCCAGCAGUCAACUUUUGAUGUCUUUCAGAAAACUACAAGAAACUAGGUAAUGAUAUUUGUUAAGAAGGUACAUGGGCUGGAAUACACUAAAAUUUCCUCGUAUGAAGGACUUUGAUCUAUUGUACAGAAAACCCAGAAGCGUGAUAUUUUGCCAGCAGGAACCUAGGACAAGGUGCUAUAAAGUUUCCUCAUAUAAAUGACCUUGACUUACUCUCAAGGUCACUGGAGUCAAAUAGAGAAAAUUCUUCUAGGGAUCUUCUUCUCUAGUUCUAGAAGGCCAAGAGGCUGACAUUUUGCCUACAGGUACCUAGGAUGGAAUAAUAUAGUUACCUCACAUAAAUGACAUUGACCUUCAGCAAUACCCAGUAUGUUUGUUUCGUAAUAAGUAAUUACAAGCCGCAUGAGCAAUUCAGGUACCUAUGUAAUGAAAUAUUUCAAAUGAUUUUUAUGAACUAUAAAAAGUUAUAAUCAAUGCUGUUAAUUUAAUGUUAUCACAAUUUGUGAGGUUUCAGAAAGUAUGAAAUUGAAAGUGUGAUACUGAACAAAGUGUUUGUAACUGUUUUUGAAACAUGAAGAUCUCGCUGAAAUAUUCAAAUUGCUCAAAUUAAUAUCUAGAUAAGAAGAGUUCCUUUCAUUUUGUCCUGAAGAGUCCAUCAGAAUAUCUCCAUGAUUAUUUUGUAUGUAUGAAAGAAGUUAGAAUAUUUUUCAUUAGAUCACAUCUACCCACUUCCUCGUUAAACACAUUUUUCCUUGGAAAAUUCUGGUUCAAACAUAGUUCAUAUUGCAGUGUGUUUCAAAUACUGAUGGUAUUCAAUAACACAACUUUACUGAUAGUUGUUUAAUAUCACAGAACUUACAUUUCACAGAUUUCUGUUGAGAGCUGGUUAUAUUAGCAGAGCAUUUUAGUUUGGCGACUAGUUUUAGUUAUUACGAGUGAAAUUUAACUGGAAAUACAAUAUAACACCAGCUAUAGUUAUUAAAUUGCUAUAAUUGUAGUGCAAGAUUAGUUGGUUCUAUUUAUUUGUGAACCAGAAGAGUCUUGUGAAGAUGCAUGCUGCCAGUUUCCUGGUCUAAAGUGUCCUACAUGUACUUAGUAUUAUUUAUUUUGCAUGUGACAGGAUAUCAAAUGAUAAUGUGGAAUUAAUGAAUGGUAAACUAUCAAAACAAGGCAAACUUCCUAAAGAUAUAGCAAUGUAUUAUAACUUGUAAAAAAAAUCUUUAGUCCACCUUCUCACUUCAUUCCAUUUGACCUACCCUACACAUACAUAAUUCAUUUAACCAAAUUUGUAUUUCUUUUUGUUUUGCAUGUUUCAUUUUACAGUAUUGACUGGUAUAGAAGCAACAUAGGAAGCUUUAAACUAUUUUCAUCAAAUCAUUUAGCAUUAUCAAUGCAAUUCAUAAAUAGAGGAUUUAUUAGCAAGUUUGAGUUCUUAUGAUUGUUGAUACGUGUACCUUGUGAUUUAUAUCUGAUUUACUGUCAACUAAACUAUACUCUAACAUCAUAAGAUGAUGUGUAUAAUUUAUUUUUCUGUAACCAACAUAUUAACUUCGUACUGUUUUGGUGUCCUUAUCUGUUUGUCAUGUUAAAAUAAGUUCACACUACGGUGGAGAAAAUAAAAUGUGCUUAUGAAAAU
Molecule: messenger RNA, 9618 nt
Organism: Pecten maximus
Lineage: Eukaryota; Metazoa; Mollusca; Bivalvia; Pectinida; Pectinidae
Product: sterol regulatory element-binding protein cleavage-activating protein-like
Exons: 24
Coding region: 184-4413 (1409 amino acids)
Biological process (GO): SREBP signaling pathway
Cellular component (GO): Golgi membrane; endoplasmic reticulum membrane
Molecular function (GO): protein binding; sterol binding
Source: RefSeq, a predicted model, not a curated record